Passer domesticus (house sparrow) is the source of this 3960-nucleotide messenger RNA. It is a transcript of the gene FAM180A, whose product is annotated as family with sequence similarity 180 member A. The transcript is spliced from 3 exons. Bases 822 to 1340 code for a protein of 172 amino acids. Lineage: Eukaryota; Metazoa; Chordata; Aves; Passeriformes; Passeridae. The record is from RefSeq and is a predicted model, not a curated record.
CCCCAGCAUCAGCCAGGAGAUGUCUAUCAGUAGCCUUUUAUUUUUCUCAGCUUCAGCCUUUAUUUUUCUCAGCUGAAUGUGGAGACAUUCAGCCUGGCUAACAUAGACUGUCCUUAGGGUUGUUUUGUGUUCCUCAAAGUUCCAUUGAGGAGAGCCAGUUAAAGAUUUGGACUUUUCUGUUACCCAUACUGGCCAAAUGGAGGAGAAGGCCAGGACUUGUCUUGCCUAGAACUGAAAUCUAAAGGCAGCGUGGUAUGUUCUUAAUAAAGCAGUGAUUAUAUGAAUCACAGUAGCAAAAUGUUCUUGCAGAGCUCAUGCCCCACUCCCUGACUGCAGUGUCUGAGGGCAGCUGUCCAUCAUUCCAGGGAAGGGAUUUGCCUUGGACAGGGGUUAGUUAGUGUGUAGCCCCCUGUGUUACAGAGGAGUAGCUACAAUUCCACAGUUUCUUUUAAUGAAGUUACUUGUGGCUGUUUAUUGGACGAAAAUAAAUUCCAACUGGCCCAUAUAACAAAUGAAACUCAACUACAAAAAUGUAAUGAUAUUUAUUCACCCAGCUGCCAGCAAACUCACAUGCACUAUGAGUCAUUCCAGAUGUGGAUAAAAACAAAGUCUGUCUGUGAAAGUAAGUUUCCUGAUCCCGAGGAGACUUGGUUUGGGAGAGGAGCUCUGCGCUGACUUCAGCUCUACUCAGAAGAACAGGCAGGUUCUUCUGCAAAGGGGGAGGGGGAGAGGAAAAGCCAUUAUUUAUUCCUGAAAAGAAAGGAGCUGGGAAAAUAAAAAAAGCUACUGUACAGCUAGGCAUACGUAUUUUAAAGAGAAGGAUGCUUUGGAAGACUCUGGUGCUGCUGCUGUUCUAUUACAGUGCUGAUGCCACUGUGACCCACAGAUGGAGCAGAGCUGUGCUUUUCCCAGCUGCUCAGCGAUUCAAGAGGUCCUCAGCUGCCUUCCUGAACCCAGUGUUACAAAACUCGCUGGAAGAUGUGGUCCUGCUUUAUGAGUUUCUUUUAGCUGAGCUUGACAUCGACAAAGGUCAGAGGAUCUCCAUCAAAGACGAGGAGCUGGCUUCCCUGAGGAAGGCUGCUGAGUUUGACACCAUCUGCAACGAGAUUAUCCCCAAGAGCAUCACAGAGAUCCGCAGGCUGAGCAGCAGGCUGUCAUCCUACCCGAGGGUCCUCAAGAAGGAAGACUUUGAAAGGACAGUGCUGACCAUGGUCUACACGGCCUACAGAGCUGCUCAGUCCCAGGGGCACCAGAAAGACACUUGGGCUGAGUCCUUUGUCAAUCUCUACAAAGCCCUGAAGAACGACUUGAUGCUCCCAUACAACAAACAGCCCUCUUAGUGGAAGGGGAGCAACAGAUCAGCCAGCUGCUGUGGUUGGUGAAGGACACCUUGUAGCACGCCCACCACUUUAUUCUGUAAAGAGUUUAAUAGUCUGCUUCGUGAAAGAUUGUUCGUUUUCUGGCUCCCUCUUGUGGAGCCUGCUUUCUAGUUCCAUGCUAAAUGGUGAAAAACCUCUUCAGUCCUGAGAAUUCGGUUUUUGUGCUGGCUUGGAGGCACAUUCUUUGACAGGAAAAGAAGGCAGUUUGGUGCACAGCUAGACAGUCCCUUUCAGUUUCAGGCAAACCCUUGAUUCAUCCUUUGGGUUUCCUAUAAGCAAUACAUAAAUGUACUGUUCUUAUGCUCACAUGCUGGUGUGUAAGUGCUGGAGAGGGCUGCUUUCCUAGCUGAGGAAACAAAUUCAUGCUUUGGCUGGCCAGUAAGAGAAUAUUACACAGAGAUGAAGGCCCACUGUAAAAGGAAGAGGUUUCAUAACUGUCAGCCUUCAGAAAUUAUGCCACAUAUUAUCCAUUCCAAAUGUUCUCAUAAAUAAGCACCCUAUGAUUCACUUCAUUUGGCUGAGCCAGUGUUUAAUUCCAAUAACAUUUUCAGAAGACAAAGGGCAUUGUGAAGACCAGCAGCAAACAAUGCCUGUGAACGUAUUCCCCCCUUCCUGGAGCUGUCCUCCCAAACAGUCUGCAGUGAUUCUUUCAUUAUUUGCACAUGACUUUGCUUCUGCUGCUUGUUUUUGUCCUCAGUGGAAUCCAAGGCAAGACAAAAGCCCCAUUUAAUUUAAUCAUGACACAUUUCUCCUGGUUCUGUCGCUUGAACGUAGGUCAUCUAAACCUAUGCUCUACAAUCCCACUGAGGCAAAAGAGGAAGGUGCAUUAAAACUUACCUGGUGCUGAAUUUGGCACUGUGGCUCUUUUUUUUUUAGUAGUAAAUUGUAUAUUCAUUUCAGUAUCCUUGUGUUUGUGUGUGUGUGUCUAUGUUCAUACAUGUGUGUGCACAUGAGUGCUGAGUACGUAGAAGAAUCCCAAAUUGUUCAGUCAGUGAACAAUUGCAUCUGACCACUUGGCAGAAAAGGCUAUUUACCAAUUCAGUGGUGCAAAUUAUGAAUUUGGGACUAGCAAAGGAAAAACUGUAGAAAUACUGCAACCAAUUAUAGUGAACUCCCAAAAAAGUAAUGAACGGAAAAUAGACACAAAAUGGAGAUCUGUUUUGUCAGAAGGAUGACUAGCUAUCAAAAAUCCAGACUCUUCUAAAUCAAACGCCCAAUGUUUGUGCACAGGAGAUACAAACUCUGUUUUUCUAUUGAUAUUAGAGGUGCUUCUGCUUCUAGACCAUGGGAAAAUAGCUGAACAUGUAUUUCAUCCUUUCAUAUCAUCAUUCUCUAUUUUUUUAUUGCAUAAUAUAUUAAGGAUGCAGGUCCAAAUCACAAAUCCCCAAGACUAAAACUGACCUAAGGAUUUCAGCCCAAGUUCUGAAUCAUGUUUAACUGUUUUUGCAUCACUUGAGCAAAAGGAAUUAAUUCUUCUGUGUCCCUUAACAGGGGUACUUCAAGGAUUGGAGCUGAAAAAAUCCGCCCAGAAGCACAGCAAAGAGCACAGUGCAAGCAGUCAGAGCAGUGGGCUUGGCAAACACCUGUGGGAAUGUGGAAGCACAGCAGCCUUGGGGCAGUCUGCCCAUGGCAUUAGCAGCUGGACAAAGGGCUUAUAAAAGACAGACUCAGUUUUGUUUCCCCCAGGAGUUUCUGGAUUUGUGCGUACGAGCAUGCACGUUCAUUUAGACACACAAAUGUGUAAGUGCAUUUUAUACCUGAAGAAUUUUGUUGGCCAUCUUCAAAGCCUGUCUGGCAGAUGGCAAAGGAAACUGCAAAGUUCAGGCACAGAGCUGUGGGCCGCAAAUAUCUCUGUCUCCUCUGCUUGCACACACAGAGCUCAGCACCCCCAAAGCAGCCUUGCUUUCCUGCCCACAUGCCCUUUGAUCCCUCAGCUUUAACACUCAUGAUCUGCUUGUGAUUCCUUCCCCCCAUGCUUUAUAAACACAUGAAGGGGAAAUGCCACAGAGUGCAACACUGCCUUUCCAGCUCUGCUUCUUGGCUCCCUGAAACACCACUUGCUGGAGGGGCCUGGAACGAGGGCAAUUAAUAAAUGCCUCAUAGCCAGCUGCUCCAAGUCUGCAAAAAUCACAAGAAAGAGAACUAGAGCAAAUAUUAAUUGCUGUCUCAAUAAUCAGAGAAAUACCUCCCAGCCAUGCUCCUUGCCCCACAACAGGACUGCCCAUCAGAGUUUACUAAUAAUAAAAUAUCCCAUAAAAAGAAUUACAGAUAAUUUUUAAUAUCUUAUCAUUCCCUAUGGCAUACAUACCUUGUCAUACUUACAAAUUGGUAACUGAAACAUUUAUCUCCUCAACAGAAAAUAGAGGUUUUAUGAAUUUGUUUCCCUCCUUCUUUUACUGUGUCUAAUGUAAGAAAAAGAUUUAUUCCUUGGGAAAGUGCUUGGACUGCCCAGGUUAAUUUAACAGAGACUCUCAAUGUAAUAAUAAAAACAUUCUACAUAAAAGUCCUUGCCUUUGCAUUGUAUUGAUUUCAGCAGUAGAUUUACUAUUUUACAACUUCAGCUUGAGUAAUUGCUUACCUC